CUCCCGCACGAACAAACGAGGGGAACUGUUGAACUGUGUCGAACAGCGUCGUCGGGAGGCCGCCGUUUCUCGUGGGAAGCGCGUCAUUUAUGUGUUACCAAGAUAGUCUGCGGAAACUCGACGUUUAAUCGAACUUACGGACGCAACAUAACGCAACACAAUCGAGCAUGAGGCGCAAGAGUGAAAGGAAUAAAGCAAAGGGAUCUCCAGAGAAGAAAGUGGAAAAACCAACGAGAAAGUCAACGCGUAGGCGUGGCCGGAGAUCGCCUUCUACUUCGCCCGAGCAAGAUGCUUUUGUUGAAGAUGCACCUAAAAGUACCGUUCCACUCAAGGAGCUCGAGAAGGAAACGAUCGUACAUACGCGCCUGCAGAGCAAGGAAUUAGAGCAAACGCAUGGACGCGAGGAAAAAGUUUCCUCGAGUGAUAUAAACAUAAAGGUGGAUUCACCCGAAGACGAGGACAACGGCGGCUCGGUGUGGAAAGUAGCGAGAGCGGAUGCGUCACCCGGUGAAAUACAGAAACUCAAAUUAUGUAGGCAGCGCAACACGUCAGAACCAUCAUCAGACACGCCACCAUCGAGCAGGAAAGGCGUCAAGUCAACUAGCAAGUGGCAAGAAAGUGGUGAGGGCGUUGCAGAGGAGGCUGACUCGGCCGAUGAGCAACUGGUUUCUUGUACAAGAACGCUCAGUAGCGCUGAACAGCCGAACGAUCCCUCCUCUUCAUACCCAGGUCAGGACUCCAACGAAGAGGUAAGUGAUAGCAAGGAGAUCCUGCCUGAAACCACUUCAGCCAACUUGUUGUCUGACGAUAAACCAAACAUAGAUCAGCAUGGUGAAUCAAAUGAGGCAAAUUGCACUGCCCAAAUAGUUGAUAUCGAACCUGGUAAAGCCGGUAUCGAGCCGGGUAGCCCAACAACCGCGCUGGCUCCUAGCACAAACGGUGAGGAGACCGUCACCGCUGUCGUCGUUAAGGAAGCUAAUCCUGUAGAAGACAUCAGUGAAACGGCAACGGAAACAUUUAUCAAAGAGGCUAGCGUGGAAAAUGUUCGUAAAGAUUCGAGUAGCGAGGAUGAGGAAGAGGAGGACGACAAGGCAAAAACGCAUCCUCCAGUAGACUCGUCAUCCGAGUCAAACGACGAAUCACACAAAAAAAGCAGGACAAGUAGUGACCGAACAUCGCCACGCACGAUUCGUAGAAAACAUCGAAAUAAAUAUAGAGAUUCGUCUAAUUCAGAAACACCUGAUUCUGAAGAUGAACCUGUUGAUAGAAAAGUCUCUGAACCUUAUGUGGAGGAGGAAGAAGAGGAAAAACCGAGUACAGAAUAUUCACAAGAGAAUGAUAAAGAACGAUCAGUAUCGCCGGAAAGAACAAAUUCUCAUUCAAAUAAUGUAGAAAAGAUGGAAAUCGAACACAGUGAAACUAUUGAAGAUAAAUUGGAAGAAAAUAUAACUGAAAAAUUGGAACAACCUGCACCGGCUAAUAUUCAGGUGGUCGUUCAUAAACCUGUUAAAGUCAACUUGAAAAGAUCAUUCUCAACAAGAAUAUUAUCUGAAAAGAAUGAAGUGAAAAGAGAUGAUACUGAUGCAAGUAUCGACAAUGAGUCCAGUACUCAAAAUAAGGAAAAUGGCAGCGAACAAGAACCAAAAAGUGUGCCGAGAAAACGUCGAUGGGGAACUGCGCUUUCUACGGAUACCGCGCCUUCGUUUUCUAUAUCGACCGAUUCGCUUAAGGCGUUGGUGCCAGGUGCGAAACCAUUAUCCAUUAACGAAGUUCGUCUCUCAAAGGACGAUGACGAGGACAGAGAUCGACAUAGGAGUAAUGAUAAACGGCACAAUUCUAGUGAUAUUAUGAAUGAUAAGGCAAUGGAUGAAAAUUUGCAGAAAAAUGGCGCCGCCAAAAAGGGCAACGGAAAAGUAGAUAAUCAUAUCGCAACGAGACGAAAAAUAUCAAUUGUAAAGGAGAUGCCACACAUAAAAUCACCAAGUCCACCAGCAUCUAAACCUACCAAUAUCCUUUUGAUCAAGAAUCUAGUUCGCCCUUUCACACUAAAUCAAAUCAAAGAACUUCUCUCGCGCACUGGCACCAUCGUGGAAAAUGGAUUCUGGAUGGAUCGAAUUAAGUCUAAAUGCAUUGUCGAAUAUUCCAAUGAGGAUCAGGCUUUUGAGACAAGGCAGGCACUUCAUGGAAUCUCUUGGCCUCUAUCGAAUCCAAAGAAGCUUCAUGUGGAAUAUGCUACAAAGGAAGAUAUGGAGACUGCCCGAGAAUCAUCCAAGGAACAACCGGUUGCUCGUAAGACCGAGCCACUCUCAUCGGAUUCGUGGCAACAGGAUUGGAGUCGUGACGAAAAAACUAAUAUAACCAAGGUAACCGUGGUGAGAGAAUGGGAUUUAGGGAAGGAGGACGGCCAGCAACACAUCCGGGAGAAAGAACGUGAGAAGAAGGAGCACGAUAAAAAGCGGCGAGUGAGGAGUCGCACCCCAACGUUGGACGCGCAUCUAUCGGCACCGGCUCGCAAGUUCAAGAAGAAAGAAGACGAUCCACCGCCAGCCAAGCUUUUGGACGAUCUCUUUAGAAAGACGAAGGCGACACCUUGCAUAUACUGGUUGCCGCUUACAAAUGAACAGAUAGUCGUAAAGGAGGAGAUGCGACGGCAACAUAUGGCGGAACAUGCGCGCAGAUUAGAAGAAAUGAGACGUGCUGACAGAAACAGGGAUGGUCGGCGUCGACGUAGUCCCAGAAAAUAGAUUUAAAUGUACCUUUCUCCCUUGACCUGACUUAUCCUAAAUUUAAUUUUGCUUAAAUUGACUCAUUCUAUUCAACUUUUCGGAAUUCUAUUUCUUGUUAUCGAUAUAUAUUGUUUAGAGAUAGAUUCUUUUUUUUAUCAUUCAAGAAUAUUUAAAAGUUCACAUUCAACAUUUAUUAUAUUUUGCUCCAUUUUCUUUUUGGUUUUUUAAAUUUCCUCUUUAAUCUCCGUAUCUCUUUUUCCUGUUAGUUUAAUUUCAGAUACCAUUCAAUGCAUGAUUAUCAGAUGUCCUUUCAAUUCCUUACUUCCUUUCCUCAUGCAUCAGAAUUAAACCGUACUUCUUACAGGUCAACAUUUAUCUAUCCUACAGAGAGCCAAUAACUGUAGAUCAGACGCGGUAUAGUGGUACUGUGUAUUUGCGUCGACUGUUCAUGGCAAAUAAUACCAAAUCACUAUGAGUAUCGAGUAUGUUGAAACUACACGUGACUCGCACGGUCGGAGCGUCCACACGGAAUAAUUUUACAACGUGGGAACUUCUUGGAAGAAAGAAGAAAAUAGAUGAGACACAUUGAAUGUUGGAAUAGACUUGGCAUUCAUGAGAAUAUCGUUCGUUCCUUCACCGUUUUUUCUUGUUUUCUUUUUUUACGAAUCGAACUCUGACACAAGUACGUUCAAAUGGAGAAAUGAAAUCGUUCGAUGCAAUCUGGAUGGAAAACACUGACGCCGAAACGCAGAAGGAAUUAUUAUGAAGACAUUUCUGACAUUAUUGAUGGCUAAAAAGACGGACUUACAUCUUGACGUUAAAUAUUUGUAGUCUGCUUUGGUUCGUCCUCGAGCUCAACAAUUGCCAACCGACCUUGAUAACGGCUACAUUUGGAAGCAUCGCGUCAGUGUCUACAUCAUAAUAUAGCACAGGGCGGAAACAUGUCUGUAAAUAUAACCAAUAUUUCUUGGUGUGACAUGUAAGAUUAUUAAUAAAUCCUAAAAAUGAUGAAAA
This is a messenger RNA of Solenopsis invicta (red fire ant), 3740 nucleotides long. It is a transcript of the gene Acn, whose product is annotated as apoptotic chromatin condensation inducer in the nucleus. Lineage: Eukaryota; Metazoa; Arthropoda; Insecta; Hymenoptera; Formicidae. The coding region runs from base 168 to 2744 and encodes 858 amino acids. Gene Ontology annotation, molecular function: RNA binding. The record is from RefSeq and is a predicted model, not a curated record. The transcript has 9 exons.